Molecule: messenger RNA, 1103 nt
Organism: Cantharellus anzutake
Lineage: Eukaryota; Fungi; Basidiomycota; Agaricomycetes; Cantharellales; Hydnaceae
Product: transcription initiation factor IIF, beta subunit-domain-containing protein
Exons: 5
Coding region: 40-1011 (323 amino acids)
Biological process (GO): transcription initiation at RNA polymerase II promoter; transcription by RNA polymerase II
Cellular component (GO): transcription factor TFIIF complex
Source: RefSeq, a predicted model, not a curated record
UUGACAUCAAAGUCACCUGUUCUUUGCGCUUAGCAAUUAAUGGAGGACGCUGAGGGACAUCCUCCGAAGCGCGAACAGUUCGAGGAUGAUGGAUUGCUUGAUGGAGAGGACGGGGAUGAGCCAAACGAGUACCUCGAGCUUGACCCCAAUAGUGACGCAAGCGUGUGGCUGGUAAAGGUACCCAAGUCCCUCAUGGAGACUUGGUCCAAUGUCCAAAAGCCUCAAACACUACUGGGGACUGUACGCGUUUGGGCCAACGACGUCAAUGGCAGCCAAAGAGUCCAGUUGCUGCUUCCCGAGACCCCUGAAUAUACAAUUGGCGAUGAACCAACUGAAUACAGCCUGGAUGUCACCAAUCAAACGGUUCAAAGCCAAUAUGUCCUCACCGACCAACCGAAUGACAAAUCAGCCAACAAACGCACGCGGAAAACGCGGGUAAUUGGGCAAAUAAAGCAUCACGCAUCUCUGAAACCCCUCAUGAGUGAUCAGUAUGUGGCCAGGAUCCGUCGGCGAGCUGCACAAGCAAACAAGCCAAGGAAAUCCAUCGUUAUGCUUGAAGACCGGCAGGAUGCAGGGGGCUCGAACCUCAAGAUGGUACAAAGUGGCGCCAUUCAGACCAAUGCAGGAUUCAACCUUGCAAAAAAGUCUUCUCGUCCUACAGAGAAGCCCCAAUUCGAACGCGCUGCUCGUAUUUCACGAAACGAGCUUCUGGAUCAACUCUUCACUCUUUUCACAGACGAAGAGCCGUAUUGGUCCAUGAAAGACCUUCGCAGACGAACUAAUCAGCCCGAGGCUUACUUGAAGGAGAUCCUGAACGAAAUCGCAGAUCUGCAGAGGGGAGGACCUCACAAUACGAAAUAUAGUCUGAAACCUGGGUUUAACUUGGCUGCCCAUCGAACGAAUGCACCAGCUAUGGAACCCGAUAUGAGUGCCCCGGGUGUAAAGGACGAAGAAAUGGAAGGUGCCGAUGACGAUGAAGACGAAGAUGAAGAUAUGGAGGAGAUAGGCUAGGCUCAACAUUCGCUUCUAUUUGCAUGUAGCUUUACAAUACUGUAAUAGUAAUGGAUUGCCACUUUAAAACUGUAGCCACCGACUUUCUCCCA